Messenger RNA from Guillardia theta CCMP2712, 1641 nucleotides. RefSeq lists its product as hypothetical. The record is from RefSeq and is a predicted model, not a curated record. The transcript has 3 exons. Lineage: Eukaryota; Cryptophyceae; Pyrenomonadales; Geminigeraceae. Bases 1 to 1641 code for a protein of 546 amino acids.
AUGUUUGCAUCGGUGCAGCCGGGCUGGACAGGCCUGGUGGAAGUCAAGUACUUGUCCUCGGACACAAGGAAACUAGCAAAGGAGGAGAGCGUGUUUGACGAGGCGUCAGAUAGUUUCUCGGCCUUGGAGGAGAAGCUGAGCGAGCUGACUAAGGAUGUUCUCUCCAGCAAGCAUGCUCCUAAUGCUGCUGGAAGCCUAUCCUUGAAGAACGAGGUCCAGGCUACCGAGAAGAAGUUGGACAGGGUCGGUUCCAGGAUGACGCGAGCACACGCUCUAAUGAAUCAGGAUAUCAGCCGGGUCGUGAAGCUCUCUGACAAGGGUGGGGAAACGGGCGAGGCUGCUCAGGGAAAGCGUUCAUCGCCUCGUGCGAUGGUUGCGUCAGUAAAAGAGAGGUCGCACUUGUCCGACGAUGAUCCAAAUCAGAUGCUGGCUUCUUCCGAGGAUCACCCCACGACCAAAACGCUUGAUCGCUCCACCGCGUCACAGAAACCUCCUGCUCUCGCUUCUGCUCGCGCUGCUCCUGCUCCUGCUCCUGCAGUGGCAGUGGCAGCGGCAGCGGCAGCCGUGGCAACAGCUCCCAUCCAUCCAUUGAAGCAUCAUCAUCAGGUUUCUGAAGAUGAAGAAGACGAAGAUUUGAAGGUUCGGAGGUCUGCGAGAAAGGAUGUCCUCCGAGCUUUCCGCUUCUUCGAGAAGCACCAGCAACAAAAACUGCAGGAGGCUUUGAAGGCCAAGGAGCUGGAGCAAGCAAAGGGGUAUGAUGUGACGCCAGAGGAAAACUGCAAAGGAGAUGAUUGUCAUAUUCGCCUCUAUCUGCACGUUGGCAGCCCACGGAUGGGUCACACGGCCCGCAAUGGCGCGAACUUCGUUCCCAACCUUCGUGAUCUCCGCAACACGAUCCGAGAACGGGGACUUGUGUAUGUUCAGUCAGGAGUUGACAUGUGCGAGCAGAAUCCUGCUGCUUGCCAGGGUUUCCAAACGGUUUACAAGGGCAAGGACUUUGAUGUGUCUUAUGUGCCUCCGCAUCAAGAUUUUGUCCCAGUGGGUGGUCAAGCGCAUUCAGGAGUACGACAUCCUAUUGGCACGCCUGAUGUAAGAAUCCCUGAGCAUGCCUUCAAGUCCUCUCCUCGCUCUCCGACUUCGUUGAAAUUGCAAAACAUCGUUGGCACUUCCUUUGAACCGAUUCAGCAUCACGGUUCAAACGCUGACGAAGGGGAGGCCACCAAGCUGGAUUCGAGCCUGUUGGUACCAGCGGCAAUGAAGAUUGCAAAGGAACAGGAGAAGCUUGCAAUUAUUGCUAAGAAGAUCAAGAAAGCUGCAGACCUUCGAGCUCAAGUGGCGUUAGCUGAGGAUACGAUGGUGAAGGCCCUCAUGAAUCACAUGCAGACGAAGCGUGCUUCUAGACAGUCUCGGACAGCAGAGACCAGCCAGGGAGCAUCGUUACAUCGUUCCGUGGAAGAUAAGGUGAGGCUGCCGGCAGACUCGUCGACACACCAAGGUCCCCGCACGGAGGAUGUGAACCGACAAGGGAUGUCGCCCAAAACGACUGGCGCGCACCAGCGAUCCAUCGACGUCAGGCUGCAGGAGAAGCUCGAGGUGCUCAACCGCCAGAUGCGAAGGGACAAGGCCUUGCUGACGGAGUGA